GUGAGAUCAUCUAACAACAGAACCUCAGCCGUCGAUCGACUAACAGAYACCAAUAUCAAAGAUAUUUACGGUUUUGCUCAAAAAAAUGUAUAUUAGUUGUAAAUAGCUUUGUGGUUUUUAUGUAUAUAUCUGCUGUAUCUAAAAAUGGAGUCAAUUUAUCACAAGUCGAUUUCUAGGAUCUUCACAUGGACAUUGAUCGUUAUCACUGCCAUMGCUCACGUAUCAGGUCAUACUAUACUCGAAGAAUACACAUGUGGUCAAAGUGACAUCGAGUAUGGUGUAACCUUAAGAGAUGGCACRCUUUCUGGAAUAUUCAGGGAUCAAGGCUACGUUAAAAACAUGCAGGAAUGCAUACACAAAUGCUGCAUGUCCAAGCAAUGUGACGUGGCUAUGAUGACUGGCAAAAAGUGUUUUGGGGUUCACUGCCACAACGGGACAUCUUGUGAGACUGUGCCGAGUGAUGAUCAGGAUYUAGAUAUGCAGAUUGCUCACGUGACCAGCAAGGGAAUUAACAACCUAGUUACAGCACAGAGCAACGACUCUACAAGGUUUGAUCCAGACGCCAAAUGCCCCCACAACGAAGUACUUUAUAAUGUCAAGUUAAAAGCUGGACUGCACGCGGGAAAAUUCACAGAUAUUGGCAAGGUUAAAAGUAUUAUGACUUGCGUGCGUUACUGCUGYGAGUCCAAGAUCGAGUGUGACUUGGCCUUCAUGCUGAAGGAUCGCUGCUACCUCCUCAAAUGCUUCUCUGAGGAUCGCUGCCAGGCUCUUCCUGCUCGAGGCGAAGAUUUCUCUUUCAACCAAAAGAUGGCAUUCGUAGCUCCAUGGCUGUUUGAAAAGAACAAAAAAAUCGUGAACGUCCCAUCCGGUCACUCGCCUCACCAUUUACAGUGCAUCCAAAGCAAACUUUACAAAGACUCUCAGUUGCUCGCAGGACCACGUGCAGGUCACUAUGCAGAUGUGGGCCCAGUUAGUAAUGUCCAUACUUGUACYMGGUUAUGCUGUGAGGACUCCACAUGUGAUGUGGCGUAUAUGUUUGGCAAGAAUUGUUUCAUGGUGAGCUGUUAUGACGAGAAAGGAUGCCGUGUUGUCAGUAGUAAACCUCAUGAAGGAAUGAGUGAAGACAAAGCUUCCAAGAAUAGUCAAAUCCAUAAAACAAUGCAGUAUAUAGUGAAGAGGAGAUUCGGAGUUGCUGUGAGAGAAGACGGCAAACAUGUCAAGAUCACAAAACCAGGUGAAAACACCUGCAGACUGGACGGAAAGAUUCACAAGAAAGCAGUUCUAAAAGCUGGUAUGUUAUCAGGAAAACUCACCUUACAAAAUAAGGUGCACGACAUGAAGACAUGCAUCAAACGAUGCUGUACACAGAAGAAUUGUCACGUAGCAAUGAUGAUGUCAGAUACGUGUUACUCAGUCUACUGUACCAAUCCUGAUUACUGUACACUAAAAGAUGCACCAGUUGAAGCUUUACACAAAAACCCUACACUUGCCUUUGUCAGAAGAGGAGAUAUUAGUUUUGCUCCAGAAUCAAGAUCAACAAUAAAGAACCCGCUAAAACCCGCUGUCCAAAAUCCUUUUGACUCCCUUAAACUUCURCCUGGCUUCCCUAAAUUACAACUUGGUUUAGAAACUCCAGUAGAGACGGCAACAUACGCCUCUCCGGUGAUAAAUGGUGAAGAAGAGAUGGGUGUUCAGGAACAACAUUAAAAUAUAUAUAUAUAUUAUAUAAAAUAAAUCUAGGACUAAUUAUCUUGAUAUUYACUCUAAUUUGACAAAAUUUCAUCACAAGUUUCGAGCAGCAGUGACACAAAUGAAAAGGCUUAARAAUUUGGAGUAUUAAACUCAGUUACAUAAAAAAAAAAUCGUGAAAGUAUCGGGCUUAUCGUUUUUCUGCCUUGUCACCCAAGUAGACACAUUACACAAUGGAAGUAAGUUCUACUAACCCKUCUAUUAAUCUACAAAGUUCUAUAUACCGUAAAUGAAGAACAACAAUUAAACGAGAGAUUUCAUAGAAGAAAUAACAAAAACAUAAAUGUCAAAAAUAAAAACAAAAAGUUGUUGAAUUUUUAUCACACCUCUUCCUGACUUCUGUUAUAAUUAGYAAAGGUCCCUUUAAUACUAACUGUGCUUCUAUGUAUUGCAAUUGUUGUUGUAAACUAAGUAUUUUCGCUCUUAAUCAUCGAUCAAUGGCAACAGUAAACUGGUACCCAGAACAACUGUAAAAUAGCUUUUAAAAAUGUGAAGUAAAUAUUAAAUUUUUAAAUCAAAUAUUGUAUUUCCCGCUCUAUUGACGAUAGAUCAGGCGAUUGAAUCAACCGCGUAAUUUGAAUUUSAAAUAAUAAAAUAACUCAGUUUAAAAAUA
This is a messenger RNA of Actinia tenebrosa (Australian red waratah sea anemone), 2362 nucleotides long. RefSeq lists its product as uncharacterized. Gene Ontology annotation, biological process: neuron migration. Gene Ontology annotation, cellular component: cytoplasmic vesicle; membrane. NCBI's taxonomy places the organism in Eukaryota, Metazoa, Cnidaria, Anthozoa, Actiniaria, Actiniidae. The record is from RefSeq and is a predicted model, not a curated record.